AGAAGAUAUCUCUGCUUCAUUUUAUUUCAUCCUUUUUCUGUUGUGAUUAAUUCUUCCAUCGCAGAAAAAAAAAUGUCUUCUUCAGGUUCCGACAAAGAGAGAGAGACCUUCGUUUACUUGGCCAAGCUCUCCGAACAAGCCGAACGAUAUGACGAGAUGGUGGAGACGAUGAAGAAGGUGGCUCGGCUGAACAGCGAGAUGUCCGUAGAGGAGAGGAACCUUUUAUCUGUCGGAUACAAGAACGUGAUCGGGGCGAGACGUGCGUCGUGGAGGAUAAUGUCGUCCAUCGAGCAGAAGGAGGAAUCCAAAGGCAACGAAUCUAACGUAAAGAUCAUCAAAGGGUACCGUCAGAAGGUCGAGGAAGAACUCUCCAAGAUCUGCGAGGACAUCCUCGGAAUCAUCGAUCAGAAUCUCGUCCCACAUGCUUCAUCCGGCGAAGCCACUGUAUUCUACUACAAGAUGAAAGGAGACUAUUGCCGGUAUCUGGCCGAGUUCAAGACUGAGGCCGAGAGGAAAGAAGCCGCCGAGCAAUCUCUCAAAGGCUACGAGGCUGCAACUCAAGCUGCAAGCACAGAGCUCCCUUCGACCCACCCGAUCCGUCUCGGCCUCGCCCUCAACUUUUCCGUAUUCUACUACGAGAUCAUGAACUCCCCCGAAAGAGCUUGCCACUUGGCGAAGCAAGCGUUCGAUGAGGCCAUCGCUGAGUUGGAUACGCUAAGCGAGGAAUCGUAUAAAGACAGCACGUUGAUCAUGCAGCUUCUGAGAGACAACCUCACUCUCUGGACCUCCGACCUGCCUGAAGACGGAGGUGAUGAUAACAUCAAGCAAGAAGAGCAGAAGCCUGCAGAAGCUGCAGAGGGAAUUCAACAUUGAAAUGGGCACAAGAUUUUCACCCUUUUUUCUUUCUCGUCUGAUUAAAUUUUUUGUUUUUACAAAAGUUUUUCUGAAGUUCGAUGAAAUAUUGAGUUCGACCCAGAAGAAGACAGAGGCCAGUUUCUACGUUCGUUUUUUUUGUCUGUGUUUGAUAUCGGGUGCUUAUGUUAUGUAUACAUACAUAUAUAUAUAUAUAUAUAUAUUG
Tarenaya hassleriana is the source of this 1078-nucleotide messenger RNA. RefSeq names its product 14-3-3-like protein GF14 iota. Bases 73 to 873 code for a protein of 266 amino acids. Gene Ontology annotation, biological process: signal transduction. The transcript has 6 exons. The record is from RefSeq and is a predicted model, not a curated record. NCBI's taxonomy places the organism in Eukaryota, Viridiplantae, Streptophyta, Magnoliopsida, Brassicales, Cleomaceae. Gene Ontology annotation, cellular component: cytoplasm.